CUCUCUCUCUCUUGCAAAAAAACAUUUUACAUGAGACCCACAAACACACAGUAUGGGUCCCACUUCUUACCAAAUAAUCAGAGCCUAAAAGCCAAAAACCCUGUAAUAACCCACAGGCCACACCACCACCCCUGUUCCUCUGAGUUCACCUAGGGUUUUCAAAUCCCAAAUCUUAUGAUUUUCUCAUCAAUGCAUACCCAUCUCAGAUUUUGAUAACCAUCUGCCCUACCACCACCGCUUUAGUUUUUGAAAUUUAGCUUCGUUGAUUGAUUUAUAAGCUGGGCUUUGAUAAUGGAUUUCGGAGCGGGUGAAAGGAGCGUAAGGUAUUUAUAUCAAAGGGAAGUCUAGAUAGCUGAGUGAAGCUUUGUUUUCAGAUCUUCCAAGAGUCUUAAAUCUCAAGAUUUUCUUUUGGGUAUAUUAGUGUAAGCUUAAAAGGUGGUAUAUUUAGGUUUAUGGAAGUCGUUCAUUGAGUAAGUUUUGAAUAAUUUGAGGCGGGUUUUGAGUAGUUGAAUUUGAUGGGGUCGUAUUCGCGCACUUGUGAAAUUGUUGAAGCAAGGGAAGAUGUGAAUUCAGCUGAUCAUUCUAAAAGAGCUUUUCAGUCUCAUUCUGGGCUACGUGCGGGUGGCAGUGAUCGGGAACCGUCUGUGCUUAAACUAGGAUAUAGAGAUUUCCUUGAAGAUGAUAUCAAUCAACUUUUCGAGGCUAUCAGUCUUAAAAAUUCCUCUAAGGGUUUGAGGCAUUCAAAUCAAGCAAGCACAAGCUCAAGCUCGAGCCCUUUAAGGAAAAAUGCUAUGAAAAGACCAAUAACCGUAGGUGUGCCUCAGUCCCCUAGGAUCGGGGGUGCUGAGCAAGUGUCUCUAAAGCAAGCAUUAAGGGACCUUUGCAUUUCUAGAGCAUCAGAAAUGGCUGCUAUGAAACGGUUGUCAAAGCCGAUUGACUCUCCAAGAAUCUCAGAAGCUGGUAGGAUAAAGAGUUUGUACAAUUCAGUUGUAGUUGACACUAGUAGAUCUGGGCAUCCUGUAGAGGAGGGCAAAGAGACUUUUGUAGAAAUAUCUCUGGUGCCGGAAGAAACCAAAUCAGAUUCUUCUGAGAAGGGGCCUUAUCAACUUCAGAUGUCUCAAAAUUCAUCAAAUCAGAGUUCUCAUUCUUCUUCUCCAUCCCAUGUGCUAAAAUCUCCAGAUGAAAGUGCUCAUUCUUCUUCCCGAUUUUCUGUUCCAUCAACUGGUUCGGGUUCUGCAUUGGUGCAGGAUGAGAUUGCUUUUGCAUCCAGAAAGAUUGGACCUGAACCAGGCCAAAGUAAUCUUGAUUCUCUUAGAUCUGCUGUCCCAAAGACACGAAGUGGUAAUGGGACCACAUUGAUGCAAAAUGAGCUUGGAUAUGCAACACGCAAAGUAGGAAGUCAAGAAAUAAAGUCACCUCUCCAAAGUGCUCAGUCUUCUCCAAGAUUUGCUACUCCAUUUUCAAGAACUGGCACUGGGACCGCUCAGGUCCAAGAAAAAGUCAUAUCCGCUUCGGAACAAGUUGGCUCUCAAGGAUCAACAGCUGAAGUGACACGGAAAGAGACUUCUAUGGCUGCAUCAAAUAUGUCUUGUUCGGAGUCGGUUAAUAAUAUGCCUGAUGAAGAUGCAAUGGUUGUGACUUCAAAAAAAGUAGCAAGAAAACUAUCAGCACCAAGAUCAGGUCGGAAAGGUAGAUUAUUGUCGCCUCCUUCUUCCUCAAUUAAUAUAAGCAGAGUAAGUAAAUUUACAAGAAAUGGCCCACGUAUAGCAAAGCCUGUAGUAAAGAACAAGGGCUCUGUCAAGAAGAAGAUAAAGCAGGGUACAGACACUGCUUCUGAUUUUCCCAGUAAAGGUAAUACCGGCUUAGCUUCUGGUACAGGUCAGUUGGUUUGCCAGAAUUGUCAAUGUGCUUUAAGGACUGCGACCGAAGAUUCAAAUCAAGAUGAAUCUGUCAGUUUUAAUGUCAAAGUUGGCUCGAAUAAUGUAGACACUGGCUCUAGCAAACACGAUUUUAAUUCAAGCAACUCUAACAGAAUCGCAUCCAAUGUGAAUACUCAGAAGAACCCAAAAUCAAGAGAGAAAGGGGAAUUUUCCCAAAGCUCAAAGAGUAGCCUUGGUGAGUAUAGCACUAGUACUAGCAACAGUGAUGAGAGCAACGUGAGUAGGCCUAGUUGUUGCAAUAGACCCCACAUGUCCAAGGAUAUCAGAUGGGAAGCUAUUCGCCAUGUGAAGAUGCAGGAUAAAGUCUUAAGUUUGAGACACUUCAACAUCUUAAAAAAGCUUGGUUGCGGAGAUAUAGGGACUGUUUAUCUUGCCGAGCUAAUCAGUUCAAAUUGCUUGUUUGCCAUCAAGGUCAUGGACAAUGAUUUUUUGGCCAGAAGAAAGAAGAUGCCGAGGGCCCAAACAGAAAGAGAGAUACUGAGAAUGUUAGACCAUCCAUUUCUCCCCACACUUUAUUCCCAAUUCACAUCAGAUAAUUUGUCAUGCUUAGUUAUGGAGUAUUGUCCGGGUGGCGAUCUUCAUGUCCUUAGGCAGAAGCAGCUUGGCGGGAGUUUCUCUGAACCAGCUGCAAGGUUCUACGUUGCGGAAGUCCUCCUUGCUUUAGAGUACUUGCACAUGCUCGGUGUUAUCUACCGGGAUCUAAAACCAGAGAACAUCCUUGUUCGAGAAGAUGGCCACAUUAUGCUCACGGACUUUGACCUGUCACUGAGAUGUAAUGUAAGUCCAACUCUCCUGAAAUCAACUGAUGCCAAUCCUGUGAAGAUUUCUGGUCCAUGCACUGAAUCUAGCUGCAUCGAGCCUUUCUGCAUUGAGCCAGUCCCAUGCUUCAGUCCUAGGUUCUUACCCUCCACCGCAAAAGCAAGGAAGUUAAAAGCUGAAAUGGCUGCCCAAGUGAAGUCAUUGCCACAGCUUGUGGCUGAGCCUUCUGAUGCGCGAUCGAACUCCUUUGUUGGGACCCAUGAAUACUUGGCCCCCGAAAUCAUCAAGGGGAAGGGCCAUGGAGCAGCAGUUGAUUGGUGGACAUUUGGUAUAUUUCUUUAUGAGCUUUUAUAUGGCAGAACACCAUUUAAAGGUUCUUGCAACGAAGAAACACUCGACAAUGUUAUCUCACAGAACCUGAGGUUUCCCGACACUCCACUUGUUAGUUUUCAAGCUAGGGAUCUUAUUUGGGGCUUGCUGUCAAAAGAUCCCGAGAAUCGAUUGGGAACCGAGAAAGGCGCUGCCGAGAUCAAGCAGCAUCCUUUCUUUGAAGGUUUAAAUUGGGCACUAAUUAGAUGUGCCAUUCCGCCAGAAAUUCCAGAGUAUUAUGAAUUUGGGGUUCCGUACGAGUCAUCACACGAAACGAGCAGCAAGUACUUGCAGUGUGAAGCUACAGAAGAACACCUUGAGUUUGAGUUGUUCUAAUUGUGGUCUCUCUCCUUUCUUGUUGCAACUGUAAUGGCGCUUAUGUUGUAAAUUUGAUUGAGAAUAUCACGGUAAAGCUGUAAUGCUGUUGCCCAGCUGCUGAACAGAGCAGUUGGCAAUGAUGAUGGUCUGUUGGUCUAUAUAUAAAACAUUGCCUCAUAAGACCAGAUUUUGUAACAUGGAAUCAUUCAUUUAGCAACUCUCUCUCGUUGA
Molecule: messenger RNA, 3617 nt
Organism: Mercurialis annua (annual mercury)
Lineage: Eukaryota; Viridiplantae; Streptophyta; Magnoliopsida; Malpighiales; Euphorbiaceae
Product: serine/threonine-protein kinase D6PKL1-like
Exons: 4
Coding region: 516-3404 (962 amino acids)
Biological process (GO): protein phosphorylation
Cellular component (GO): plasma membrane; cytoplasm; nucleus
Molecular function (GO): protein serine/threonine kinase activity; ATP binding
Source: RefSeq, a predicted model, not a curated record